Molecule: messenger RNA, 617 nt
Organism: Hordeum vulgare subsp. vulgare (domesticated barley)
Lineage: Eukaryota; Viridiplantae; Streptophyta; Magnoliopsida; Poales; Poaceae
Product: histone H4
Exons: 1
Coding region: 164-475 (103 amino acids)
Biological process (GO): nucleosome assembly
Cellular component (GO): nucleosome
Molecular function (GO): DNA binding; structural constituent of chromatin; protein heterodimerization activity
Source: RefSeq, a predicted model, not a curated record
GCCAUAGCGUUCGCCCCUCACGCGGAUCGCUCCCCUAUCCAACGCCUCCCGCGCCCAUCUCCAACUCUACAUAUCCCUGCCCACUCGUCUCCUCCCAAACCAUCCAAUUCCAAAAAUCCCCAAAUCCUUCUUCUUCCCCGGGAAAAAACACGGAGCUGCGGAGAUGUCUGGCCGCGGCAAGGGCGGCAAGGGGCUCGGCAAGGGCGGAGCGAAGCGCCACCGGAAGGUGCUGCGCGACAACAUCCAGGGCAUCACGAAGCCGGCGAUCCGGCGGCUGGCGCGUCGUGGUGGCGUGAAGCGCAUCUCGGGGCUCAUCUACGAGGAGACCCGCGGCGUGCUCAAGAUCUUCCUCGAGAACGUCAUCCGCGACGCCGUCACCUACACGGAGCACGCGCGCCGCAAGACCGUCACGGCCAUGGACGUCGUCUACGCCCUCAAGCGCCAGGGCCGCACCCUCUACGGCUUCGGCGGCUAGGGUUUUCCUUUCCUUCCUCGUAGAGGCUUGUUUUAUCGAGCGAUGCCUGGGCAUCCUGGUGGUGGUAGUUUGGUGUCGGAUCUGGUGUUCCUGAUGUAACCGUGCUCUGUUGCAGUGAAGUGAAUCCUGGUGUUUAUUUCAA